AUGAACACAACAGCGAGCGAUCGCGGUCUCUCGCUAGAUCGUUUUUUUGGUGUAUAACAUUAGAUGAGGGUGACAUGAUAGAAAACAAUGAUACCAGUCAAAUUGUUCACGGUCACCCGAACACGCAACUGUCUUUUAUCAUUCAAUACCACAUUCGUGACAUUGGUCUCAUGACACAGUAAAAUGAUAGUUCAUUUCCGGUCGGUUUACUAUAUUUAGGGUACAUUUUAUCGAGUGUCCUCUACUCGUGUCCUGUAAAUAUAUUUGAUGAGGGAUAUAAUGCGUUUGGUGUUAAUUUAGAAAUUUCAGACGCCUAAAGGAUCUUUAAAGUAUGGUGCCAUAUUUAACAAAAAUGGUUCCGUUUUGGUAGUGGUGCCGUUUUAACACCUGCAGUAACUAAGUAAGUGCGUCCUGCAUAGUCACAGUGACAGUGCACUACAAUUUUGGUGACAAAAUUAACAAAAGGAACUUAAGUCGGCCCUACAUCUCUCAGAUGUCGGUUAUCAAGUUUUCAAGGAGCUGUACUUGCUGAAAAUGCAUCCAGGAUACAAAUAUUUUUUGGAUCUAUGACAAAUGGAUAUUAUUUAAUGCCUUAGCAUUAUGAAAAGCGAUGGCUUUGUGUAAGAAAAUAAAAAAGGAAACUGACCUAGGGGACUAUGAUUCUGCAGAAAUUGUGCAGCCUAUUUCACAUGGUUCCAGCUCUUCAAUUGGUGAGAUUAACAAAGGUUCGGACACAUUGGUGAAUAAUACCCCUUCAACCAGUGCUGCUUCGCCGAUAUCUAAUUGUUCUGAUGCUUCGUUACAUUUGGUGAACCAAAGUAAAACCAAACCGACUAAUGAAAAUUAUCUGGUUAUUCAGUCAUACACAAACGGUUCAAAUGAACUUGAGUCUUCAGUUGAUGCUGAUGAUACUGAUAUUAGUGUUACGAUAAAACAAGAACUAGAUGUUGCUAGUUCUGCAGAUUUUAGUGAAGAAAAUUCUUGUAAUCUGAGUAAUGGAUCAGAAUUGGGUGGUUCAUCACCAGGAGAAAAGAGAAAUGAUGCAACUGAAAAUGGCAAGAUUGGUUGUCUAAAGCGUGUUAAUACUACUAAGACGUCUAGAAAGGCCUUCCCCUGUGAUAUGUGCAGCAAGACGUUUGCCCGCCAUUCGGGCUUGUUGGAUCAUCAGAUUGUUCACGGCAGGCAGGGAAAGUACAAGUGUUCAGUGUGUAUGAAGAGCUUCACUUCCAGCUCCAAUCUUGCCAAUCACACGCGGGUGCACACUGGGGAGAAGCCGUUCGAGUGUGAGGACUGCAGCAAGACCUUCAAGCAGAUGGGCCAGCUGCGCAAUCACGAGAACACGCACACGGGCCAACGCAGAUUUCAGUGUGAUGUGUGUCGGAGGCCCUUUUUCACAAUGUCCGGCAUGAAUCAACACAAGAAGUGUCACUCUGGAGAUAAACCGUUCCUGUGCAGCGUGUGCGAUCGGCCGUUUCCACUCCGAUGGCAGCUCAAUCAGCACUUCCGCACCCACACCGGCGUGAAACCGUAUAAAUGUGAUCAGUGUGACAAGAGCUAUCCUUCACCCUCGGCGCUUUACGUUCACAUGAAGUUACACACGGGCCAGAAGCCGUUCCACUGUGACACGUGUGGAAAAGAUUUCAUCCACAACUGGGCACUUAAAAUGCAUGCAAAGAGCCAUUCGAAUGAGAAACCUUUCAAAUGUGACCUUUGUGGUCAGUGUUUUGCGGAUAAGUAUUAUCUCAACCGCCACGUCAAAACACACAUGGGCGAGCGAAGAGUUAAGUGCAAGAUUUGUUUCAGAGGGUUUGUGACUCAGGAAGCAUUGACAAAACAUCUGAAGAUUCAUGAGAAGAAGAGGAAUUUUGUUUGUGAUAUCUGUGGGAAAGGCUACUUCACGAAAAACAAGCUUACGGAACACUACCGCAAGCACACUGGAGACCGGCCUGAGAAAUGUGACCUUUGCGGGAAAUGUUUUGCUAGGUCAGACACACUCAGAGUUCACAGACAGUCUCAUUUUAAACCUCCACGUGAAGUGAAGGAAGGCAGUCAUGGUGGUUACCGUGUGUAUGGUCCACAGGCAAGGGUUCAGCCCAUAUUCAUUAAAAAAUUAACGGAAGAAAUGUCUGAACCUGAAACAAAUACUCACGAUACAAUGCCAGAACAUGAAACAAAUGCUCACAAUAAAAUGCCUGAACUUAAAACAAACACUCGAGAUAUUGCAUUAAAUUUAUUAAAAGUGCUAAGUUGUGAAUUGGGAUUAGGCCCAGAACAAAUCAAAGAAGUGGCAUCUACAAUGAUAAAAGAAGUAGAUAAACAAAGAGACAGUUUAUUCAGCAUUACCAAAAUUGUUCCUCGGAUUUCAGUCGAUACACUUGUAGACAGGACAGUAGUGAAGGUACCCAAAUGUACUGCCAUAGAGCUUGACCCAAACCAGGAACCUGUGCCCACUGGGCAUGUUAUUAGGAAUUUUAAAGUUGGACAAUGUUACGGGAGUGAUAAAAGUGACAAAAAAGGAGAUGAUCAAGUUGUUAGUGUGUCACUAAACAAUGAACACCAAAUGAAGGAAUUCACCGAUGGUCACUUUCAGUCCAUGCAGACCCUUCCUGACAGUGAUAAAAAUUCAGGUCAGAAAAAGAAAGAUGCUGUUAGGUCCCAUAUUAGGUCUAGGUGUCCUGAUAUGGAUGACUCUAAUAUGAAGCUUGACAGUAUUCCUCUCAGUCUGUCAUUGCGAAUUGAGCCAUGUAAAGAAACUGAAACUGAAAGUGAAGACUCAAAUGCUGAGAGUUGUGGCCGUCUUUGUGAUGAUGUCAACCUUGAAACUGAAGAACCUUCUUUUGAAAUUGACUUGGCUGAACCACUGACUGAUGACGAAUAGUAAUUCGUGAAUGUAAUUACAUCAGCUAAUAUCACAAAAUAAAGCAAAAUGAAGGGAUUCGUAAUAUUUAGUGCAUUGAAUGUUACAAGUAAUAUGUUGGUUUAGGAAAUGGUUCUUUGUUAAAAAUAUAGUAUAAACUAUUGAAAUGCUAUUUCAAAUAAUUAUUUAAUGAUUACAAGUAGUAUGACAUUUUUAUUAUUUAAAUAACCCAUUGGUUUGAAGUCACAAGUUUGUCAUUUUUACUUAAUACUACAUGUACUAAAUGACUGCAACUUUGUAUGCUGCCACUCGUGUAACGGCAGCAUGAGGUGCUGCUCUGGCAUAAGAGUGAAUAAAUCAACAUUUUUGUGGUCA
This is a messenger RNA of Gigantopelta aegis, 3232 nucleotides long. Its product is annotated as zinc finger protein 2 homolog. The coding region runs from base 611 to 2878 and encodes 755 amino acids. The transcript is spliced from 3 exons. Gene Ontology annotation, molecular function: DNA-binding transcription factor activity, RNA polymerase II-specific; RNA polymerase II cis-regulatory region sequence-specific DNA binding. Lineage: Eukaryota; Metazoa; Mollusca; Gastropoda; Neomphalida; Peltospiridae. Gene Ontology annotation, biological process: regulation of DNA-templated transcription. The record is from RefSeq and is a predicted model, not a curated record.